CCAAACCAAGCCAGAAGCCGAACCAAACCCAAAAACCGAUACAAAACUCGUCAGCUUCAACGAAUCCACUGUAACUUAUUAACUUAUUGUCGUGUUUUAACUUAAAUUUAAGCAUUACUUAAAAAUUUGUGGAUUUAAGAGUUGCCACAACAAGUUAUUUCGAAUAAAGGAAGUGGAGUGAAGUGUGUCAUAAUUUGUAUGCCGACGUCAAGAAAGCUAGCUGUUUAGAGAGUUAGGAGCCGAUUAGGCUCACGAUUGUUAGAAAAUGGAUAGCAAAGGAAGAAAAGUAAUCGUAUGCGAUAACGGCACUGGCUUUGUGAAAUGUGGAUAUGCUGGAUCGAACUUCCCUGAACAUAUUUUCCCUUCAGUGGUCGGUAGACCAAUUAUAAAAGCAGUAAACAAGAUUGGAGACAUUGAAGUUAAGGGAUAUUGUGUGAGAGACUUGAUGGUCGGUGAUGAGGCCAGUAAGUUACGCUCGAUGUUGGAACUCAGUUACCCCAUGGAGAACGGAAUUGUCCGUAAUUGGAAAGACAUGUGCCACGUUUGGGACUACACUUUUGGACCUGAAAAAAUGAACAUCGAUCCAAAAGAAUGCAAGGUUUUGUUAACGGAACCUCCCAUGAAUCCUAUAAAGAACAGGGAGAAAAUGAUAGAGGUGAUGUUCGAGCAGUACCAGUUCCACGGAGCUUACAUCGCCAUACAAGCUGUUCUGACGUUGUACGCGCAGGGUCUGUUGAGCGGAGUAGUGAUAGACUCUGGGGAUGGUGUGACUCAUAUAUGUCCUGUGUAUGAGGAGUACGCUCUGCCUCACCUCACCAGGAGACUUGACAUUGCUGGCAGAGACAUCACCAAGUAUCUUAUCAAGCUUUUGCUACUGCGAGGAUAUGCGUUCAACCACACGGCUGACUUUGAAACUGUGCGAAUUAUGAAGGAGAAGCUAUGUUACGUCGGUUACAACAUAGAAACUGAACAGAAGUUGGCAUUGGAAACAACAGUGUUGGUGGAACCUUACACGUUGCCAGACGGCCGAGUUAUCAAGUUGGGAGGUGAGAGGUUUGAGGCUCCGGAAGCUCUGUUCCAGCCACAUCUCAUUGAUGUUGAAGGUCAAGGUAUCGCAGAGUUAGUUUUUAACACUAUCCAGGCAGCAGACAUAGACAUUAGAGCAGAGCUGUACAAACACAUUGUACUGUCCGGGGGCUCCACCAUGUAUCCUGGACUGCCAAGCAGGCUAGAGCGGGAGAUCAAACAACUGUAUUUGGAGCGAGUGUUGAAAAAUGACAUCUCAAAACUCAACAAACUGAAAAUCAAGAUAGAAGAUCCACCAAGACGGAAAGACAUGGUGUUCAUCGGAGGUGCGGUGCUUGCCGAAGUGAUGAAAGAUAAACCAAACUUCUGGAUCACCAGUCAGGACUAUCAGGAGAUGGGGAAAAAUGUGCUCAAUAAGUUAGGGCCGAGAUCAAGCUAACUCGUCUGAUCUAUUUAACCCCUAAUCUAAUUUACCUUGAUAAUCAUAUAAAGAUAAUUGCAUUUAUUUGAACAUUGUCUAUUGUACAGCAAUAAUUUGGAUUGUGUUGAACUGAAGUGGGAUUUGCACAAUCAAGUUAAAUUAACAUUUUAUUUUUCCAUUUAAUUUUGAAUAGGCUAUAAAGAAAGUAGUAAAUUAAAACCAAAUGGAUGUAAAUUCAAAUGGAUUUACUAUUUUUACAUCAAUUAUUUUAUAUAUUACAUUUAUUUAUUUAUUCUAUUCUAUGCAUGUCAAUCCUUCCAAAGGAUUUUAGGUGAAUCUGCUAAUGUUUUCACCAAAGCUUCGUUGUUUCAGUAUGUUACCUGUACUGUUACUACAUGGUACUCCACCACUAAUAAUGUAUCUUAUAUUUAACAUCCCGUGAUUUUAAAAAAUUCAAUUUUUUAAUCUCUCCUCGCAAUUUACAAGACAAGGUCUUCCCAAACUUUUAUUUUGUGUUCUAAUAACAUACAGCUUGUUGCCAUAUAUUUCAGUGGUAUUCAUAAUUUCAAUUGCAUUUAAAAGUUGAGCAGUUUGGGUAGAUUGAAUAAAAUAAACAUUGUAAAUUGUGAUGUCAUGUAAAAAGUAUUCCAUAAAGAGACUAGAUGUAUAUUUAUUAUUAUGUUAUUCAUUCAGUUUUAUCAUUUAUAUUCAUUUAAGAUGAUUUUGUAUAAUUAUAACGAUAAGAAAUAAAGAUUUAUUGUUUUAUUUG
Macrosteles quadrilineatus (aster leafhopper) is the source of this 2216-nucleotide messenger RNA. RefSeq names its product actin-related protein 2-B. Gene Ontology annotation, molecular function: actin filament binding. Gene Ontology annotation, biological process: Arp2/3 complex-mediated actin nucleation. Gene Ontology annotation, cellular component: actin cortical patch; Arp2/3 protein complex. Bases 266 to 1465 code for a protein of 399 amino acids. NCBI's taxonomy places the organism in Eukaryota, Metazoa, Arthropoda, Insecta, Hemiptera, Cicadellidae. The transcript has 10 exons. The record is from RefSeq and is a predicted model, not a curated record.